CAGUGAAAAGAUGCUGGUCCUUCAAACAUCAAUCACGCCCAAAGCAAACAUAUACACCGUACACUCCACCCGCUUUGCAAAACGUCUUCCUUGCUUUUCUAUUUCGAGGAAGCCCGACUCAGAACCUGAUCUUAAAACCGGCUCAGCUCCCAAAGCCAAACCCAAAUCGAGAACUCGUCGCCUGAAAUCCGAAGUUUCCCAAAACCAAGAUGAAAGUACAAGAAGGAAGUUCCCGGCAAUAAUCCCGAGAAAACCGAAGCGCGGUCGGAGAAGCGAAGCGGACGCUGUCGAGCAUUUCGUUCGCGAAAGACUUGAACGGACUUUUGAAUCAAUCAGAGAGCAAAAUCCUGAAGUGUUCGAGAACAAGGAAAAGGUAAUGAAAGACAGGUUAGCUGAUGACGAGUAUAACUCCGAUAUCAGCGACGUCGACGAGGACGACGAUGAUGGUGGUGUGAAAGAGACGGAAAUGGUGGUUGAGGAGGAAAGUAAGAGUUGGCCAUUGGAUGCGGAUGUGGGAUGGGGAAUUAGAGCUUCGGAGUAUUUCGAGAAGCACCCAAUAAGGAACGUUGUUGGAGAAGAUGGAGUUGAGAUUGAUUGGGAAGGAGAGGUUGAUGAUAACUGGGUGAAGGAGAUUAACUGUUUGGAAUGGGAAAGCUUUGCUUUUCAUCCCAGUCCACUCGUCGUUCUUGUUUUCGAAAGAUAUAACAGGGCAACUGAUAACUGGAAGGCUUUGAAAGAGCUAGAAAAGGCGGUCAAGGUUUAUUGGAAUGCAAAAGAUCGAUUGCCUCCUCGGUCAAUAAAGAUAGACAUGAAUAUCGAGAGAGAUUUGGCAUAUGCUCUCAAAGUUAAAGAAUGCCCUCAGAUUCUUUUCUUACGAGGAAACAGGAUCUUAUACAGAGAGAAAGGGAUUCGAACGGCAGAUGAGUUGGUUCACAUGAUUGCACACUUUUACUAUAAUGCAAAGAGGCCAUCCUGGAUCGAUGACACGGCUUUAUCUCCACCUUAUUAGUUGGCAUAUUGGUGAAUUGCAUAAACUAAUACUCUCGAGGAAGUUGGCAAAAUAGUGCCUAAUCAGUAAUCAACGAGAGGGUGAAUUUGUCGGUUAUAUUCUUAUUAUAAAUCCCUCAGUUGUAAAAGUUGUAAAUCAUUUUUCCAAAGGCAAAUGUCUACCUCGUUAAUAAGCCUUGCUUGCGUUUGGUGAGGCUUUUGUGAGGAGAUCAUCAUCCGGUGGUUAAUUUUAGCUGACUCGGUUGUUCACGGAAGUAUCCUAUUUGGAAUUGGGCCUUUGGAUUAUGAAUGGAAUUGGGCCUAGACCCCAUGUACCAAUUAAGGUUUAAAAGAUUAAAAAAAAAAAAAUUAAAAAUAAAAAUUGAUGAAUCCUUGGCUCUAUUUUUAUAAAAUUAUUCUGACGAUUCUUGAUAAUUAUUGGCAUAAAACAAUAAUUCAAUAAUAUUUGAUUAUUUCCAAUCUAUUUUGGGAAGUAAUUAUUUUUAUUAUUUCCAUUUAAGAUCUGAUUCAACCAUAAAUGUGAUAGAAGUAUUAGAAAAAAGGAGAUUUAAUUAAAAAAUUUAGGUUCCUUAAUUGAAAAUUUUGAAGAGAAGGAGAAAAAAUGACUAAUAUAUUUUCACUCA
Ziziphus jujuba (common jujube) is the source of this 1631-nucleotide messenger RNA. RefSeq names its product thioredoxin-like fold domain-containing protein MRL7, chloroplastic. The record is from RefSeq and is a predicted model, not a curated record. Bases 11 to 1009 code for a protein of 332 amino acids. Gene Ontology annotation, cellular component: chloroplast stroma. Gene Ontology annotation, biological process: regulation of DNA-templated transcription; chloroplast organization. The transcript is spliced from 5 exons. NCBI's taxonomy places the organism in Eukaryota, Viridiplantae, Streptophyta, Magnoliopsida, Rosales, Rhamnaceae.